This is a messenger RNA of Poeciliopsis prolifica (blackstripe livebearer), 1403 nucleotides long. It is a transcript of the gene pou1f1, whose product is annotated as POU class 1 homeobox 1. NCBI's taxonomy places the organism in Eukaryota, Metazoa, Chordata, Actinopteri, Cyprinodontiformes, Poeciliidae. Gene Ontology annotation, molecular function: RNA polymerase II cis-regulatory region sequence-specific DNA binding; DNA-binding transcription factor activity, RNA polymerase II-specific. Gene Ontology annotation, biological process: regulation of transcription by RNA polymerase II. The record is from RefSeq and is a predicted model, not a curated record. The coding region runs from base 1 to 1119 and encodes 372 amino acids. The transcript is spliced from 7 exons.
AUGGCGUGUCAGGGAUUUGGUGCUGAUUCCUUCAGCCCGCUGGCAGGCGAUUCACCCUUACCAAUCCUUAUGCACCAUGGCUCCACCGGUGACUGUUUACCGGCUACAUCCCACGCUCACAGUAUGGUUUCUGCAGUAUCAUCAGGAUUGUCCCUGGGUCAGACUACUAAAAGGUCCCAUAUGCACCUGUCCACUUCCUCUCUUGGGAACGCCCUCAGUAACGCUCCUCCGAGUUUGCAUUACCCAGUCACCCCUUGCCAUUACAGCAACCAGCAAGCAACCUACGGCAUGAUGACAGCCCAGGAGAUGCUUUCUGCUAGUAUAUCUCAGACUCGUAUCCUGCAGACCUGUGGCGUCCCUCACCCCAACAUGGUGAGUGCUGCAAAUCCAUUACAAGGCUCUCUGACUCCGUGCAUAUAUAAGUUUCCAGAUCAUGGACUCAGUAGCAGCUCUUGUGCUUUAAGCCACGGUUUUUCCUCGCUGUCGUCAACACUCCUUUCAGCCGAUGAGGUCUCUGGUGGCCCCGGCGGAGAAGCGAAAGGUGAUGCACAGCGGAAAGGGAUGCGGGAGCAGGAAGAAGCUCCCCCUAUGGACUCCCCACAGAUACGAGAACUGGAAAUGUUUGCUAAUGACUUCAAAAUACGCCGGAUCAAACUGGGCUACACUCAGACUAAUGUAGGCGAGGCUCUUGCCGCAGUGCAUGGCUCAGAGUUCAGCCAGACCACGAUCUGCCGCUUUGAAAAUUUGCAGCUGAGCUUUAAGAACGCCUGCAAACUCAAGGCCAUUCUGGCAAAAUGGCUUGACGAGGCUGAGCUGGCUGGUGCGUUAUACAGUGAUAAAACUGGAAUGAAUGAGCGGAAGAGGAAAAGGAGAACAACCAUCAGCCUGGGAGCGAAGGAGGCCCUGGAGCGAAGCUUUGUGGAGAAAACUAAGCCAUCCUCUCAGGAAAUAGCCCGGAUAGCCAAAGGCCUCCAUCUGGAGAAGGAGGUGGUCAGAGUCUGGUUUUGCAACAGACGCCAAAGAGAGAAACGUGUCAAAACAAGCCUGAGCCUGAGCUCCUGUUUGACCAAAAUCAGUCCAAACUGUCUCACACAAAUAAGUAAAAGACCACUUACGUAAACUGAAGUGCUAAAGUAGCUUCUGAGCUAAUGCGACAGAGGCUCUUUAUGACCACAACUUUUCAGAUAGCUCCAAAAGUAAUUAAUUCAGUAACAUGCAGGAGUGGAGAAGCAUUUACGAAAACCUUUGUAAAAAAACAUUCCUUGUGUUUCUUGUAUCACGCAAUGUGAUUUUCUCCGAAGGCAUUGUGUCUUUGAAGAUCAGCUGAGUGCCUUUUUGAAAGCUUUAAUCUACAACACUGUCCUUCAGCUAAUUUGUUCCAAGAAAAAGUGAAAAAAAAUUGA